Messenger RNA from Indicator indicator, 906 nucleotides. It is a transcript of the gene PHYHD1, whose product is annotated as phytanoyl-CoA dioxygenase domain containing 1. The record is from RefSeq and is a predicted model, not a curated record. Bases 1 to 876 code for a protein of 291 amino acids. The transcript has 11 exons. NCBI's taxonomy places the organism in Eukaryota, Metazoa, Chordata, Aves, Piciformes, Indicatoridae.
AUGGCGGUGGUCACCCAGCAGCAGAUCCAAAAGUUCCACGAGGAUGGCUUCCUCGUCCUGGAGCAGUUUUUCACGGCAGAGGAGUGUGACCGCAUGAGGAGCCAGAUCCAGAGCAUCGUGGCGGCGAUGGAGGUGCCGGCGCACUGCCGCACCCAGUUCUCCACCAAGGAGGACGAACAGCUCCAGGCACAGGGGAGCUCAGAUUAUUUCCUGACCAGUGGAGACAAGAUUAGAAUCUUCUUUGAGAAAGGAGUUUUGGAUGAGAAAGGGAACUUCCUGAUUCCCAAGGAGAAAUCCAUCAGCAAGAUUGGCCAUGCCUUGCAUGCUCACGACCCAGUCUUCAAGCAAAUCACUCACAGCUCCAAAGUGCAGGAACUGGGCAGAAAACUGGGCCUGGAGAGACCAGUGGUGGUGCAGAGCAUGUACAUCUUCAAGCAACCUGGCAUUGGUGGUGAAGUCACCCCCCACCAGGAUGCCACCUUCCUGCACACGGAGCCCCUGGGCAGGGUCCUGGGCUUCUGGAUCGCAGUGGAGGAUGCGACGCAGGAGAAUGGCUGCCUGUGGUUCGUCCCCGGCUCCCACACCGCUGGGGUCUCCCGCAGGAUGGUCCGGGCGCCUCCGGGCACCUUGCCCUGCGUACACUUCGUAGGGUCAGAGCCAACCUACGACCACAGCCGGUUCGUGGCCCUGCCCACACGCAAAGGGGGUCUCAUUCUCAUCCACGGGGAAGUUGUCCACAAGAGUGACCUGAACAGCUCCCAGGCCUCUCGCCAUGCAUUCACCUUCCAUGUGAUGGAAGCCAAAGGCACCUCCUGGAGCAAGGAGAACUGGCUCCAGCCAACUCCUGAGUUGCCCUUUCCAUCUCUCUACACUUGAAGAAGUGGUUGGCUCCUGGAGGCAGUAGCU